AUGCACGAGCCUGACCAGGAGAAGACAUCUGUCGUAACAGAACGAGGACUCUACUGUUACCAAGUCAUGCCCUUCGGCCUAAAAAAUGCUGGAGCAACCUAUCAAAGGUUAGUAAAUAAGAUGUUUGCACCUUUAAUUGGCUGGAAUAUGGAAGUCUAUGUGGAUGACAUGCUGGUAAAAAGUCGACUCUCAACCCAGCAUGAGAAUGACCUGGCAGAAGCUUUCAACAUCCUACGAAAAUACCAUAUGAAGCUAAACCCUGACAAAUGCACUUUUGGGUUUAGAGCCUUAACGGACGAAUUAUUUCUAUACCUCGCCGUCUCAGAAACGGCAGUGAGUUCGGCCCUAGUCAAAGAAGAAAAUGGACGCCAGGUACCUGUGUAUUAUACCAGCAAGGCACUAGUCGAUGUUGAGACCCGCUACCCGUCGAUUGAAAAAAUGGCAUUAGCAUUAAUAGUGGCAGCCCGGCGACUGAGGCCCUAUUUUCAGGCCCACGCCAUCCACGUACUUACAAACCUUCCGCUGAAACAGGUCCUUCAGAAGCCCGAAACUUCGGGACGAUUAAUGAAAUGGGCCGUGGAACUAGGAGAAUAUGACAUACGAUAUAAGCCUCGAACAGCUGUUAAAGGGCAGGCAAUCGCCGACUUUAUCGCUGAUUUAACUCCUGGCUUAAUACCACAAAGUGAAGAUAUCCCCCUUGGCACCCAUGACGGUCACUCAGCAGAUCCAGAGCUAUGGACAAUCUAUGUAGACGGAUCCUCAAAUGGCCAAGGUUGUGGAGCAGGAGUAGUACUCCUGUCACCUUCCAAGGAAUGCAUGGAAGUUGCUUUAAGAUUUGGGUUUAAAACUUCCAACAAAGAAGCUGAGUAUGAAGCCCUAAUUGCCGGACUCCAAGUAGCACGAGGACAAGGUGCCAAACAUCUGCUUGUCCAUAGUGAUUCCAUGUACAACCAGGUUAGUGGAGAAUAUCAGGUAAAAGGGGAAAGGCUAAGUGCCUACAAAAAACAGGUACAACAACUAUUAGCCGAAUUUCCAAAAUGGGAGAUUCAGCAGAUUUCUCGAUCAGAAAAUAGGAAUGCGGAUGCUUUAUCCCAAUUGGCAACCGCUUAUCAAACCAACGUUGGUAGAACUAUCCCUGUCACAUUCGUACCACAAUCUAGUACAGAGAAGACCCUCGUUGUCUACGCUAUGAAUGUCCCAGGCCAUGACUCAUGGAUGUGUUCGAUCAUUAAAUACCUUAAUACGUGA
This is a messenger RNA of Momordica charantia (bitter melon), 1248 nucleotides long. NCBI's taxonomy places the organism in Eukaryota, Viridiplantae, Streptophyta, Magnoliopsida, Cucurbitales, Cucurbitaceae. The record is from RefSeq and is a predicted model, not a curated record.